AUGCCUUCACAGCAAGUUUUCCGCUUAACCGGCAACCGCGAGUCCUACCACGAGCUCCAAACCUUCCAGGAGGACAUCCCCACCAUCAGUAACCGCGAAGUCCUAAUCCGCGUUCGCGCCGUCGCGCUCAACUACCGUGACCUCGCCAUCUCCAAGUCCACAUACCCCUUCCCGGUCAAGGAAAAGGUCGUCCCGUGCUCGGAUGCGGUGGGCGAGGUUGUCGAGGUUGGCAGCGCCGUCUCCAGGAAUAUCGCCAAAGGCGACACCAUCGUGGGCACCUUCGAUCCGACCAACCUCUAUGGCCCCCAGCGCGACUGGAACAACGGCCAGGGUGGUCCCGUCGAUGGAGUGCUGAGGCAGUACAUCGUCCUCCCCGCUGAAGCGGUGGUCAAGGUACCAAAGGACUCCUCGCUGAGCCACGCUCAAUGGGCGAGUUUAGUGUGCACAGGCGUCACGGCGUGGAACUCGCUGUACGGUAACAUUCCCCUGAAGCCUGGUCAGACAGUUUUGUUCCAAGGCACAGGUGGCGUUUCCAUCACAGGCCUCAUUCUCGCCAAAGCCGCGGGCGCCACGACAAUCAUCACCUCCUCCUCGGACGAGAAGCUCAAGUAUGUGCAGGCCAAAUACGGCGCCGACCACGUCAUCAACUACAAGAAGACGCCCAACUGGGCCGUCGAGGCGCAGCGCAUCACUGGCGGACACGGCGUCGACUUCAUCCUCGAGAACGGGGGCGCCGGCACCAUCAAGCAGAGCAUCGAAGCCAUCGCCAUGGGUGGCAUCAUCUCCGUCAUUGGCUUUCUGGCCAGCAUCCCGCAGUCCGAGAUGCCAGACGUCGCUCUGCUGGCUCUGGGUAAGAGUGCGGUCGUGAGAGGAAUCAUUAUCGGUUCUACGCAGAUGCUGGAGGAUGUGGUCAGGUUCGUGGGUGCGAGGCGCCUUAAUGUUCCGGUGGAGAAGACGUUCGGUUUUACGAGAGAUGAGGUUGUGAAGGCGUACGAAUACUUGGAGAGCGGCCAGCACAUCGGCAAGGUGUGCAUCAAUGUCGACUGA
Lasiodiplodia theobromae is the source of this 1047-nucleotide messenger RNA. RefSeq names its product Zinc-type alcohol dehydrogenase-like protein. Gene Ontology annotation, molecular function: oxidoreductase activity. The record is from RefSeq and is a predicted model, not a curated record. Lineage: Eukaryota; Fungi; Ascomycota; Dothideomycetes; Botryosphaeriales; Botryosphaeriaceae. Bases 1 to 1047 code for a protein of 348 amino acids. The transcript is spliced from 2 exons.